AUGGGGAAUCUCUACAAGAUGUUAGAUGGAUUGAAGCCGCUGAUAAUGAUGGUGACGGUGCAGAUCGCUCUCGCCGGGGUUAAUAUCCUCUACAAGUUGGUGGCGAACACCGGCAUGAGCUUGCCCAUUUUGAUCGCCUACCGCUUCCUCUUUGCUAGCGCCACGAUUGCCCCUCUCGCCCUCAUCCUCGAAAGGAAAACCAGACCGAAAUUGACUUGGAAGAUUCUGUAUCAAGCAUUUGCUUGUGGUUUGUUUGGGGGAACCUUGAACCAAAACUUAUAUGCUGCGAGCUUAGUGGUGACCUCCCCAACAUUUAUCGCAGCUAUAUCCAAUCUUAUUCCUGGAGUUACCCUUGUCCUUGGUGUCAUUUUUCGGAUGGAGGCAUUGGGAUUAAAGACAUGGCCUGGUAAAGCAAAGGUGGCUGGAACAUUUUUUAGCAUAGGAGGGGCAAUGCUUUUGACUUUCUACAAGGGGGUUGAAUUAGAUUUCCUGUCAACGAAGAUUAACUUCCUCCACCAGAGGGGAGACGUGGCACCAACCAAACAAAAGGCCCAGAACAAUGUUUUGGGCCUUGUGUUGGGGCUUGGUUCCUGCUUAUCUAUGUCGACCGGAUUGAUUGUCCAGACUAAGAUGUCACGAACAUAUCCAUGCCACUAUUCUAGCACUACAUUGAUCUCAAUCAUGGGGUCCAUUCAAGGUAUUAUUUAUGCUCUUUGUAUCGAAAGAGAUAUGAGCAUGUGGAAACUGGGGUGGAACAUCAAACUUCUAACAGCUGCUUACAUGGGUGUUUUUGCAUCAGGGAUAAUGUGUGUGUUGAUGAUGCUGUGUAUGAGGAUGAGAGGACCUCUUUACGUGUCGAUUUUCAACCCUUUGCUACUCGUGCUCGUCGCCAUUGCAGGAUGCUUGUUUCUACAGGAAAAGUUGCAUUUGGGAAGUGUGCUAGGGGUCGUGGUAAUAGUAAUUGGAUUGUACUUAGUAUUGUGGGGCAAAGACAGAGAAUUGAAAAAAGCGAACCGUUUGAUGGGAUCAAAGAGAUCCACAAAUCCCGCCAUCGAAGAAAGUGGAAGAGAAAGUUUAAGAGGAUUAAGUAAUUGUAGCAAUGUUAUUGUCAUUGCUCCAAAGUUUGCCCCAGAAUCGGGGGGCUUUGUCUUGAAUGAUUGUCAAGAAGAAGAUUUAGAGGCUAAGGUUUCUAGCACAAACAUCAAGACAUAA
Messenger RNA from Salvia splendens (bonfire salvia), 1212 nucleotides. Its product is annotated as WAT1-related protein At1g68170. Gene Ontology annotation, molecular function: transmembrane transporter activity. The coding region runs from base 1 to 1212 and encodes 403 amino acids. The transcript has 7 exons. Gene Ontology annotation, cellular component: membrane. The record is from RefSeq and is a predicted model, not a curated record. Lineage: Eukaryota; Viridiplantae; Streptophyta; Magnoliopsida; Lamiales; Lamiaceae.